Molecule: messenger RNA, 2125 nt
Organism: Ruditapes philippinarum (Manila clam)
Lineage: Eukaryota; Metazoa; Mollusca; Bivalvia; Venerida; Veneridae
Product: aplysianin-A-like
Exons: 8
Coding region: 155-1825 (556 amino acids)
Biological process (GO): amino acid catabolic process
Molecular function (GO): polyamine oxidase activity; L-amino-acid oxidase activity
Source: RefSeq, a predicted model, not a curated record
UUUAAAUCAUUUGUUAAUCAAACCAGGCGAAGCAAUAUCUUUUGAUAAAAAAAAGAAGUACACAUUUCAUCUUUAUAGUACAUUGUAGCAUUAAGAGUCAUCUGAAUUUUAUGAAAAAAUAUGAGAAAUUAACAAAAAUUUAGGCCGCAAAACAAUGGUUUACCAGCAAAAUAAAACACGGCACAGGAUAAUUUUUGCUGUUGGAGCAAUCUUACUGAUUUCAGGGAUUACAGGCACAUUUCUCGGAGUAUACCUCACAAGAAAUAACAAAAAUAAUGAGAAGAAUCAAUCCCAAUCACAGACCCAAGAAAAAACAUGUGACGAUGUUGUAAUUGUCGGAGCAGGUGUUAGUGGAUCCUAUCUCGCCUGGAAGCUCCGAAACCAAAAUUUAACUGUAACAGUAUAUGAGUAUUCUGACAGGGUCGGUGGCCGGAUGCAUUCUGUACAUUUCAAGGACAUUCCUGACAUUAAUAUUGAGCUCGGAGCUAUGCGAUUUCUUCCAGAUUUACAUCCUUUGAUGAAUUCGACAGCUCAUGCGCUUGGUUUACAUCUAAUUGACUUUAAGUCUGGAGUAGGACAUAAUUUAGACACACUAAUGUACACUCGUGGUCAACAUUUCAAGCUACUGGAGGCGACUACCAAAGGACCUUACAAUCUUUUGCCAAAUGAAAGACUCAAGGAUGAUAGGCAUCUACGCUGGUCCAUUUUUAUCAACGAGACAGAUUUCUUAACUGCCAAACCCGACAUCCGGAACAUAUCAUCUAUGCAGUUCUUGAAAACUAAAGACGGUAUUGAACUGUAUAAACAAAGUGAAGUGGUUGCUGAUGCUACAAUGGGUUUAAGUGAAGAAGCAACAGAGCUUCUCCGAGACACAUUUGGUUUCCAUGGUUAUUAUGGAGAUAUAUCUGCUGCCGUUAUUAUACCAGGGCGAGAUCCAGAUGGACCAGUCAAAACAUUCCCUGUCAAAACAAUAUAUAUGGGAAUGGAUCAAAUACCUCAAAGAUUAAUAUCUGAAUUUCUCAAUGCGUCGUCAAGCAAUCGCCUACAGAUCAACCAUCGGUUGAAAAAGAUCGUGAAAAGAAAAGACGACGCUUUCAAUCUAGAACUUCAGAAAACUGUUACCACCAAUGGUUAUACUGUAGAAACUACCGACGAUAUAUCAGUGUGCGCAAAGAAAGUUGUCCUCGCAGUGCCAAGAUUACCACUCGGAGAGAUAGACUGGACCGGUCUACAAAGUGACGACGUAGCUGAUAUUAUUCAGAACGCUGCACGAGACACUCCCGCUGCAAAAGUGUUUCUUGCAUUCGAUAAACCAUGGUGGCGAGAUACAAAUUAUGUAACAAAUCAUUUUUUAACCGACAGACCAAACAGGCAAACAUACGAUUUCGGAACUUCAGCCAUAUCGAACAGAUCAGUUCUGCUGGCGGUUUACACAGACAUGGAGGACGUGAAAUUUUGGCGUGAAUUACAAUCGUCUGGAAAUUCUUACAAAAAUUGCUCAUUGUCAGCAUCUAGCUGCGCAAGUGAAAGGGUAAUUACAAUGGUACAAAAGUUUCUGGCUGAAAUAUAUAACGUUUCUUUGAAUGAUAUACCAGAGCCAUUAGAUACGGCAAUAUCUCUUUGGGACAAAUAUCCGUCCGGUGCUGCUUGGCAUGUGUGGAGAAAAGGGUACAUCUGGAAUCAGGUUCAAGACCGAAUGAUACAGCCAUCACCGGCAGAUAACAUUUAUUUAUCGUCUGGUACUUUUGACCCUAGAGAAAGUGACGCAUGGGCCGAAAGUGCAUUGAGCGCAGCUGAGAGCGUCUUCAAAAGAAUUGUAAAAUAGUUUAAACUUAAUCAUUCCAUGCCAUCGAUAACUAAAUUGGUUAAACAGACAGUAACAAUUCUGAAACAUCAUCAGAACUGACUUGAAUUAUACAUGUAGUUCAGCUUUACUUUCAACAAAGAUUAUCUGUUUUUGUAAUAAAGAUCUACCUGUAUAUUUGAAGAUGACCUUCAUAGUCUAUAUUGACAUGUCCAUGAGAAAAAAAAGACUAAUACUAAAGACACACGUGCAAAUGAAAACGUAACAUUGCUUAAUCAUGGGCAUACUUAACCUGUUCAUUUGCUUGCAUAGAAAAAUAAA